AAUAUCAGACAGUUGUUGCAUUUUAAAGAAGUGUGAAUUGGUCAUCAACUUCUUUUUUGAACUUGAGACUUUAUUGUCAUGUUUGAUAUACUUUUUGGGUGGAGAAAAGCUACUAAAUGUAAGAAUUUGAUUAAACGGGUUAAGUGCCGGCUUAAGCUGCUGAAAAACAAGAGAAGUUGCAUUAUCAGACAGUUGAGGGAUGACUUAGGGGAGCUACUUAGACAUGGGCAUUACCAAAUUGUCUUUGACAGGGUAGAGCAGCUUUUUAUGGAUGAGAAUAUGUUGGUAGUGUAUGACUUAUUGGAGAAUUUCUGUGAAUUUAUCCUCCUUAACUUUCCAUAUAUCCGCAGACACAAGGACUGUUCCAACGACAUCAAAGAAGCAGUGUCAAGUCUCAUAUAUGCAUCCGCUAGAAUUGGCGAUUUACCAGAGUUUUUAGUGAUCAGGAAGCUCUUUGGCCAGCGUUAUGGGAAGAAAUUUGAAACAUCUGCCCUUGAAUUACUUCCUGGGAAUCUUGUGAAUCAUCAGCUAAAAGAGAACCUGUGCAGAAAGUCUGUCUCAAAUGAAGUGAAAUACAGAUUGGUGGAUGAAAUAGCAAGGAGUUGCUUUCAGAAAGGACCUUUGCUUCUUGAAUACAUAAAUGAAUCACAACAAGAGCUGGCAAAUAAAACUAUAGAUGAUGUUCAGACUGGUCACAAGAAAGAUGGAGAAACGAGAUUGAAGAACUCCAACAUUGCGACAGAAGCAAAUGUCGAUUAUUCAUCAUCAAUUGAGCACAAUUGUAUAGAUUCAGUGGGCAGUUUGAAGAAUAUUAAUGAGCAGGAAAGAGUUCCAAAUUCUGCUCGGUCUAGUGUUUCGUUCCGAUGUACAAUUUCUAGUCCCGAGUCUGUAAUAAAAAGCGAUUCUUGGAAGACCAAUGGCUUUACUUUGGGGCAAAAGACAGGGAGAAAAGCUACAAAAUCCACUUCAGAAAGUUCAGAUCAAAUAGCCGAGGAGACGAUUUACUUUGAUGACAUAGAGGAGUUUGAGUCUAUUCUGAGCAAAGAUUUAAAUUUCCAAGAUCAGAGACUAUUCAUAUUCAAAGCACCUCUCUUUCCUUUACUGUUAAAGAUAGACAGCGAUACGAAUAUGAAUAUUUUUCCUGUGCAAAAGCCAAGAUUAGUGGCUAUAAAGGAUCAUUUGGAAAAUUCUGAUCAAGCUGAGGUAUUGGAAAGUCAAGAAUGUUGUUCCUUUACGUUCUCAUCAUCAGCAGAAAUGACUGAUCCAAGAUCAAGAAAAGAAAAUCAGCAGCCUUAUUUGAGGACAAUUACUAUGCCAACUGAAAGGCCUAAAGAUAAUCUCUCGAACAACUUUCUUCGAUCAAAUACAUUUCCAUUUCAAGAGCCUGGAAAAGGAUCACCUAUGAAUAGUCAUGUACAUCCUAAGCUCCCUGAUUAUGAUGAAUUAGCAGCUAAGUUCAUUGCUCUUAAGAAAGAGAAACUGCAAAAGAACUUACAAUGAGGCUAUCUUCACUCUACAUCAGGCUGGAGAAAAUUUGAGUGUUUUUUUGGUUUUGUUCUUUUUCUUUCUUUGUAUUUUUUUGCUAAGGGUUUCAUAUAUAAUUAAACAGAGAUAGUGAUUUUUUUUACUAAGGGUUUCAUGUAAGCAUUUGAA
Nicotiana tabacum (common tobacco) is the source of this 1653-nucleotide messenger RNA. RefSeq lists its product as uncharacterized. Gene Ontology annotation, biological process: protein transport. The record is from RefSeq and is a predicted model, not a curated record. NCBI's taxonomy places the organism in Eukaryota, Viridiplantae, Streptophyta, Magnoliopsida, Solanales, Solanaceae.